AUGGACGAACUCGACUUCCUGCAAACAUUGACUCCAGAAGAACUCCGUGGUUUCACUGACGGUAUUUGGGGAUUCGAAGAGAGCCCUGGCUCGGUCUACACAGAUGUACGCGAACCGAUGAUCUUACCUGCCCUAUCACUACUAAUUUCCAACAAGGCUACGAACUACUCCUUGGAUGAAAUCGCAGAGGAUCUCUCGUCAGAUAACACUGGUCCUGGGAUUCUCGGAAACCCGUUACACGAACUGUUUAUGCCACUGUCGAGGACAGGCAUGUCGGCCAGAGUAGAAUUCGACAUGACGGCUCGACGCCCGGGUUCUGCGGAUGGUACUCGGCCAGCAAACCAGAAGGAUACGAUUGUGUCUCCCCCAUCUCGAGCUCAAUCAUGUCCCUCGCUGGCUAUGUCGAGCAUCCACUCUAUUCAGUACAAGCCAGCGCCGUUGCUAGCAAUUUCAAGCACCUCAGUGUGCUAUGAGGAAGUUCCAAAACCUUCUACUUCUACGACAUCCCUGGCAGAGCGUAAAGACACUGUCCCUAGUGUGUCAAUAACAUCGCUGGGCGUCGGACUCGACCCUGUGGGAGCCUCACCAGUGCCACCCAUAUCGACGGAUAAUGUAGUCGUCAAGCCCACGCCACUUCCCGUGGAGUUUGACGACUCUAUGAGCCUGAUCCAUAGCGAGCCAGCCAUGAAGAGCACGAGCUUUACGUCGAAACAUACGGCUGGCUCGGGACCGAUUGCCCGAGCUCCCCCGACAGUCCAAGACCACUCGAACGUUCUCUGCUCGACUUCACCUACGCAGCCUCAUGUCAGUAGAAGCUCAAGGACUAUCGACUUCGAAGAACUUAAGCAAAUGGCCGCCGCAGCCAAGAUCUCUAAGCCUUCUAACGAAGCAUCCGUAGACAACACAACAGUUGUACAGGAAAUAUCUCCAAGGCUCUCAAAGAACAUAUCAUCCACCAGCAGCGCGCUAAGUGCAAGUGAUCCUGACUUAUCUAAGGCGGUGAUGUCUGAGUCGGGAAACGUACGCAGCCGUUUGUCAGGAUCUUCAGGUGGUCGCCGCAUAAAGAAGAACAAGUCCUUACUCAAAGAUCAUGGCCAUAGUCAAGAUGAUGCAAUCGUAGUCGAUGACUCAUCAGACAACGACCAUGGGGAGACAGCCCAGCAAGACCCGGAUGAACAUCGAGAUCUGAUGGAGCUCGCCUAUCUGGAUGACGGACAAGCUCCUACAGAAAAGCACGAACAGUCGACACUCAACAGUAACCAGAGACGCUCGCCAAAACGCGCGCGAUCAUCACCCUCGCGCCCAGGCUUCAUUCAGUGGAAGGGCCCCGUCGACAGCAGGCUAGAAAUUGUCGACAAUCUGUGGCUAAAAACGCAAGCUGAAUGGAUUUCCCUACAUCAUGACACGAAAAAGUACACAGGAGCUCUUAUGACCAGCUUUGACAAGAAAAUUUGCAGCGCUGCAAAGAAGUUCUCAUCAGGCGGGUUAUGCGCCUCUGAUGUGCUCACAUUGGAAAAGUCUUGGGGUCUUACUUACAGCGUAGCUUCGACGCAACUUGAGGAAAAACAACACAAAAGGCAAAUCAAGCAGUUUAAGAUAACAUUACACAGGCUCGGGUUGGCAUCAAGAGGACUGCAGGAAGAAGAUUUUGCCAUGGAGGGAGAUGAUGAAGAUGACAUGGAAUGGACCCCAGGCACCAAACCCAAACGAAGGCGCGUCGAAUAG
Molecule: messenger RNA, 1725 nt
Organism: Alternaria atra
Lineage: Eukaryota; Fungi; Ascomycota; Dothideomycetes; Pleosporales; Pleosporaceae
Exons: 1
Coding region: 1-1725 (574 amino acids)
Source: RefSeq, a predicted model, not a curated record